UGUUUUUCUUUGCCUUGUGAAAACGUGUGGAUGUGUUUGAAUUAACCACCACUGGAAGCUGAAAAGAAAAUCUUCCUCCACUUGGACUCACGCUCAGUGCUUUGGAUGCUGUAAUCCAUCAGUGGUGAGCUAUGUCUGCUGUCUUCCCAGCUCUGAAGCCAGCUCUCAUCACCAUAGCACCUUUUUGCUGAACUAUGAGACCUUUCAGAGGCAGAGGCUGAUGCCUACAUCCCAUGGUAGGGUUGGUAAGGAUACAAGCCCACGUCCUAUUUGGUAUCCUACAAGCUAAUUCCAGUCAUUUCUUCUGGCAGGAGCUUGUUCUCUCUUGUUUCAGAGUAAAACAGAAACAUGACCAGCACUGUUUACAGGCGUGUGGAGCACUUGGGAGGGUUUGGUGUUUGUUUGAGUUGAAAAUUAGCUGGUGAAACUGUUGUGUAUUUUUGACUGCUGCCAUGUGUUCCCAGUUAGAAUUUCUGCUUAAUUCAAGCUCCCUCCCUCUUGUCCUCCAGCGCGCCUUGAUCCUCUUCUCUGUGUUCUGUGGGAUGGAGUCGGGGUUGGCUUGGAUUUCCCAAGCUCAGACCCCAGUUAUGGGCAGUGGCUGGGGGUGAGGAGUGGGCAUGGCCAAGGGCUGCCCCAGGGCUGCCAUCAGAAAGGGGGAUGUGGGCUGCAGCCUAAACAGCUGUGGGCUGUGCUGUGUGCUCUGUGCUUUGCUCUGUGCAUCUCUACUUCUAGCUAAUCUGUUCCUAUGCUUGUACCUGUAUGGAAAUGUGAAAGAGAUAUGUGUAAGUCUCCCCAGUGGUAAUGCUGGAAACAGCAACAGAUACAAAGAGCACAAUAGCACUGUUUGGUAGAGCAUGUUCUCAGCUACAAACCACUCCUUAUUAACUUAAUAUCUUAAUAACUUUAAUAGCCACUGCUAUUAGUUAGGUGUUUUUGUCAGUGAUGAACAAGAGCUGCACGCUGCACUUAUAAGCACUUGCACAAGCAGAGGUCAUAGUGCCAUAGUCACCGUGCCACUGCUGGAACGUGGCAUGCACCUCUCACUGUGCCACAUCCACUGGUUGGGUGCCAUAAACAUUCAUCAGGUGCUGAGGAAUAUCAAUGGGUGCUGGUUUUUUUCACGUGGGCAGGUUCAUCCUUUGCUGCAAUCCCACCAACAUCCGCCUCUGACAUUGUGGGCUGAUGUCACAAAACAGGAGGCAUUACUUUCAGAGCAGCCCGGUUCAGAGGGGCUGAGUGAUGUCCGUGUGUUGGAGAAGGGUGUUCUGGUUUGGGGGUUUCUAAUGGGAGUGUCUCUACACGGAGGUGCUGUUGAGAGCUGUGUGCUCUCCCCCAGCUCCUUCCCCAGAGCUGUGCCGUGCACAGCCUGGAAAACUGCUGAUUGACUUUCAUUUGCAGAAUGCUAUUAGCAAGCCAGAAACUAUUUCAAACAAAGCCAAAAUCUCAACCAUGUGUUGUCAUCCCCAGAAUUAUUACACUCAUCAGGAAAGAGGAAAAAAAAACCCAAUAAUAAUAAUUCAGAAAAACCCCUCUGGGAAAUGAUGAAUCAGUAAACAAGUAAAAGGCGACUGUCAUCUGUGUGCACCCUGCAGAGGGAAUUCCGCAGCCCCACCGCAGUGAUAGAAGCCUUUCACCACCACGAUGCUGCAUCAAAGGGCUCCUCCAGCACCGGCGAUGGCUCUGCAGCCCAUCUCCCUCCUCUCCCUGGUGUUGGCGUGGGGCUGCGUGGCCUCUUCCUCCCCCUGGCAUACAGCAGUUGCUCCCCCCCUAGACCUUCAGAUCACUGAUCCUGGGCUUUUAGGUUCUCUCGAUAUAGAGUGGAAACCUCCACCCAACGUACAGACCUCCAAUGAAUGCACAGUGAAAUACAAGUGUGAAUACCGUAACACUGGCGACAGAGAAUGGAAGGUUAUUUUUACUAGGAAACUAAAACUCAGAGUUGGAUUUGACCUCAGCAGGACUGCUGAAGUGAAGGUCCAGACCCUGCUCAAAGGAUGGUGUACCAACGACGUGGAGGUUCAGAGUGAAUGGGUUUAUGCCACCUUUCGGGUCCCACUGCAAGGGAAACUGGAAACUGAGGUUCAGAAUUUUCAUUGCGUCUAUCAUGACUGGGAAUACCUCAGGUGCACAUGGCAACCAGGUCUCCUUGCUCCUCGUGGUGUAAAUUAUAGACUAUACUAUUGGUAUGAGGGUCUGGAGCACGCAGUGCAGUGCGACAACUAUAUCCAGGAUCAUGGUAUAAACAUGGGCUGCAUGCUGCAAAACCUGAGCCAGGCAGAAUACAAAGACCUGAGCAUCUGUGUCAAUGGGUCAGUGGCAGCCACCUCACUGAGGCCUCUGUAUGCCACCCUGCGCCUUCACAACCUGGCCAAGCCCUCGCCCCCCCAGCAGCUGGUGGUCUCCAUGUCUGCAGCUGAGGAGCUCCGCGUGACAUGGAGCCCACCUGGUGGCCAAACACCCCCCCAGUGCCUGGAGUACGAGGUGCAGCUGGCAGAGGAGCAGAGGGAGGCCAAGGCUGCCUGGGCGUCCAUGUCCACCCAAAUGGAAACUGUUUUCACCAUCUCCAGAGCAAAUCAGAGCCGUGUUUCUUGUGUCCGUGUCAGAGGGAGAACAAACAGUUUCUGUGCUGAUGAAGGCUUCUGGAGUGAAUGGACACAGGAGUGCUUCUCUGUAACCAGAAAAGAAGUCAAGCAGCUAUUUAUCCUCAUUCCAGUCAUCCUGGGGUUGUCAAGUAGCCUCUUAAUAUUUACGUUGAUUGGCCAGUGCAAGAAAAGUUCUUCUCCUGCAAUUUCCAUCAGUUACAUCUCGAUGUCAUCAUCUUCAUUGACAAGCGCUUCCCUCAGCUCUGUGCAGCUCAGCUGCUGUGCCUCAUCUGCUUCUCGUGAAGAAUGGGAUGUUGAGUUUGAGUCCUCAGACUGUGCCACAGAGUCUUCUUGGCUUCCUGGAAGCAGUUCCAGACUUGGGAGAACAAGGAAGAGAACAAUCAGUACAUGAUAUUUCCAACUGGAGAUACGCUUCCAGCAAACCAGCUCUGAGAUCUGUAGUUAACCCCUCCUGCAGCUCACGCUCACAAAGGGAUGGUGAUUCCGUUAACCCGAGGCUGCCUUUAGAGUGCAAGAUACCAGCUGGUACAUUUUUCACAGUGGGAAUUUAUCUGUACAGAUAGAGCAGUUUGAGUCUAGAAAACAGGGGCCAGGUUCUGUAGCAGAAACACACUGCCACCCUCAUUAGUUUGACUGUACAUGUGUCAAGAAGUCAUCCUCUGCAAAAACCUGCUUACUAACUGAGUUACUUUUCCCCUUGACAUUCUCAGCAGAGAUUUUGAGUAAGCAAUUUAAAUUAUUCCAGAUGACCUCCUCCUUUGUUGGAUUAUGCCAUGAAACAUCUCAAACACCCCAUUUUCCCCCUGAUAUGAAAGAACUUAUGUCUACUGGAAAAAUGGCACUGAUGAAGAACAAGUUGUGGUCAUCACCUGCUUGGAAGUUUUAUGACUUCAACACUGACCAAGGUGUAUUCAGGUGGGACAGAAGCAAGAAUCGCCUAGGAAGAUACAAGACAGAGUGUAUGAAGCACAGGUAAAAAAUUCCUAAGUAACUUCUUUUCCCAGAGAAGUUGUGGAUGCCCCAUCCCUAGAGGCAUUCAAGGCCAGGCUGGAUGGGUUUCCAAGCAGUUGGAUCUCGUGGCUGGCAACCCUGGUCACAGCAGGACAGGUGGAACACUCAGUGAUCUUUGAGGACUCCUCCUCCCUUCCCUGGGCACUGCUGAGCCUGAACCCAAAUAUACAACUAUGGUGCUCCUAAAGAAAGCAUUCUCUCGAAGGUUACAAGUGACCUUGGGUGUUUUUAACAGCGCAGCAUUAAUGGACAAAAUCCUUCACACCACUGAGCAAUCUCAGAAUCGUAGAAUCACAGAGUAUUACACAAUCAUUGCUCUACAUCUAAGCAAAGUAGAAAGUUUCCACAACCUGUGAGACAUCUGCUGCCUUCAAAGGAAACAGAAGACCUGUAAAACAUUUGAAAUCUCUACCUUUUCUUCAAGGGCAAUGUAAACCUUCCAUAUCCACUACUGCUUUUGCCAAUGUUCUUACCAUAGGUGGUUUCCUAGCUGGGGGCACAUCCAGGCCCUCAACAGCAGACAGAUGCAUCUCUGCUGCCUUCUGUCUCUGCAUUCUGGGGAAGGUGGUUUUCCAGUCAAUAGGUCUCACAGAUACCUUGUGUCCACCUAAAGUAAAAGGAAGAGAUUGCUGAUACAGUCUUGCUGUGCCUCAAGAGAGAUUCACGUUCUCUUAUCAUUCCCACAGCCCUUCCACGAAAUCAAAUACAUUUGACCAGUGGAAUUACAUUGCCAUGUCCAGGAUUCUCAGCAAUGUUUUCCACACAGUUAUCUCUAUCUACCAACAACUCAUAAAAAGGAACAAAGAAACCCAAUAGCUGCACUCAGUAAUAAUCCAGGGCAAGGAAAAAUUUGACACUUAACAAUCCUAAGCGACAGCAUUACUUUUCUGAGACAAGUACUCAACUUGUCAACUUGUCAACUUACUGCAACAAGCUCCUUGUGCUCACCCUUAAGUCUUUUCUUGCAAGGCAUUUUCUUUGCUUUUCCCUUCCUCUCCUCAGAUCUCUUGCGUUUUUGUCCAGCCAGGCCAUGGAAGGCAGUUGGGAUGUCAACUGCAGAGAACAGUCCCAGGAAAGAACAAUCUAAGUAGAAAGACAGUGCAUCAAACCCAGAUGUUCAGUGUCUGUAUCUCUCUCUGGUGCCUUCUCAACCUCUGCCUGGCUCCCCAGACCUUCUGCAAGGCUGCUGUUCACAGGGAGCCACUUGCGUCAGCUUCUGGCAGAAAGAAAACAAGAAAUAAUAGAAGAGCAUCUCUUUGGAGGAAGGUUUCAGCACAGUCAACCACAAGCUCCACAUUUUCAAGCACUGUUUCUUGCAGUUGCCUUUCCGCUGCUCAAAUGUUGUGCCGUUUCUACAGUCCUGCAAUGCAUUUACCUCUCUCCAGAAAAAAACCACCACUGUUCUGACAGCCAAACCACAAACUAAUAUUUCACUUAUCAUGACUCUUCCCUGCACUCCGCAAUGAACGGUUACUUGACAUCCUGCACCCGCUCAGAAGUAAUAUUCAUAAUUAAGUCUUUCAUGCUUCAUGCCAUCAGGAACUCACCGUUGCUUGGUGGUACGGUCGGUCCGUUCCCACCGCGUUCCUUCAGGUGAAGAAAAGUGCAGUGGGCUUUUUGACAGCCUCCUGGCUGAUUCUCCCAAAAGCAUGGAACGUCACUGCGCUUUUUCUGAAGAGAGAAAGAAAGGAAGGGUCAUGGAAACAGGCACACGAGGUUUGCAAAGAGAUGCAGCGCUCCAGGUCAUGCCAGAGAUAGGACUGUCACAGUGCUGAAACAUCAUUUAUCACUAAAGGAAACAUCUGGGAGCAGAUUUACAACAUAAGCUGUAACCACUCGGCAUAUUUUGCUUUCUUAUCCUUCAGGUAGAGGAGUCAGGCACUCUCAGUUCAGUGGGUUAAACCAAUGCACCUGCAAAAUGCUACCAUUAAUUGGAACAAACAGUGCCUUCAAAUGCCAUGGUUAAGUCAUCAGAAACUAUUUGGGCAGAGCCUUAGCUCUUUACCAUCAUUUCUCGCCCCACCCUUCACUACUCCAAGCAGCCAAAACAAACUGUUCUGAAGAAAUCCAGGACACAGAAGGCCUGAUAGACCAUAUCCAAGCCCUGCUGGCAGGAGGGCAGUGCCUGCUCUUUCCUACCAGCCUGCUCCAGCAGUUAGGAGUUUGAGCAAUGCAGUCUUUUUGCACCUGGGGAAAAAAUGCCUUUGGCACAUAAUGCAAACAUCUCUGGCUAAGAUAUACCUAAGGCAUUGAAUUCUCUUCCCCUACCUCCUCCCAGUCCCCUCUAGAAAUAGAAACCAGUAAGAUUUUCACAUCAAAUGUAACUAGCCUGCAGAAGUGCAUUCAGCCCACCUACAGCAAUGAAAAGUGGUUUUGUGGACUAAGCUGGAGAGCACAUCUUUAAGCAAACACACCAAUUCUCAUGUGCCUGAACUUGCAGUCCCUGCUGAAACAGCAACCUUCCAUCCACAUUUGGCAGACUUGUUCACUCCCGAGAGCCGCUUCACAGUGGCAGAAGGGACAGCUGUCUCUCUGCAAGCAAAAGGAAACCACAAAGGAAAAUAAGAGUACAGCCUGAAACAUGUCCAUGCCAUUAGCCCAGGUUGUUAGCAGCGAGCGCAGAAUCCCACUGAUUAUGACAGUAACACAUCACCAGUAGGUCACCCCCUGUUCCAGCCCUUUCUCUUAAAAGUGAGGAAAAGGAAGAAAAUCCAGGCCAAAGAAACCCAACCAUACCUUAAAACAGAUAGAGUAGAAAUAGAAGUAGCAGUCAUCUCUUUGCUGAUACAUGGGGAACUUCUUAGAGUAAGUUUGGGUCCUCUCCAAAGGAAUUCCCUGCUCUUGGAAAGAGAUGGCUGCAGUCUUGGACUGCUUGGAUCCCCAAAAUGUCCUCUUGGACAGGAAGCCUACAGAAAGUAUCAAUAAGGGAAGAAUAAUGAGUAAUAAGCAUCUCCCCAGCUUUCUUUUUAUGCAAUUUAGACUCUCGAGGAGGGCAAUGUCUCGGAAGCAGCUGGUUGCAAGAACUGUGCCAACUCUAGAUCCAACUUGUGUCUAACUGCCACGACUUCUCACAGCCAGUAGUGUCCUCCAUCUCAUUAACAAUUACAUACCUUGAAGCACACAUUUUGUCUUCCUGACAUGAAAAAGACUCCCUUCAUCAUCUACUCUUACUGCAGCUGCAAUGGAUGCACUGGUAUGACUCACAUGUUUGACAAACCUACAGUUCUGGCUUACCCGGGAACAGCUGCAGCCCUUCUCCCUUCCAGCUAACGUACCAGACCAAUGUCUGAGCAACACCCAUCAGCCACCACCACUAUCACUGCCAAGCAGGACGAGGGCUGACGCAGUGUGUCCACACUUCUGCACAGCACUCACAGCUGUGGCACUCACUGGUGGCAGCCAGGCCCCCAGGCACAGUGCUUGUGAUGUCACCAGAUAGUCCACGUCCCCAGCUGAGCACCUGGCUCUCUAGUAUGACUUCAGUGAGGUCUUGUGUAAUGCGUGGGCAGCCUGGUCUAGCAUUAGAUAUGGAAGUUGGCAGCCCUGCCUGCGGCAAGGGGACUGGAGCUUGGUGAUCCUCAAGGUCCCUUUCAAUCCAAGCCAUUCUAUGAUUCUAUGGUUCCAUGAAUUUUAAAACCAUUCUACCUUCUGUUUGCUCAUUUUCCAGCCUUAUAUGUUUUCAUUUUUCUGAAUACAAAAAGCAAACACUAUAACCUGCCAAUAAGGCUGUAAGGAGCUACUCAUUCCUUCGUGUCCACGGAGGACAUGAAAAAGCAGAAGUUGCAUCCCACCGCCCCGAGGCAUUGCUGCUGAGCGUGCCCAGCCCGUACAGCCGCUACCAUCUCCAUGGCCACUGGGUGUCAGCAUCCCUGCUUGAUCGCAGAGGAGAGGGACAGCCUCACUUCCACCAGAAUUCAGCACCUAUUGCAUGAAAAUCGAGGUGACAGUGGCUCUCACUGUGAAAGCGAUGCAUUUUGCUCUCUGUGAUGUUAAGUAGAGAAAUGCUGUAACAUACGAAAUAUCCCCAAUUGGAAGGGAUCCAUCAAGUUUUUCACCCAGAGGGUGGUGAGGCACUGGAACAGGUUGCCCAAGGAGGCUGUGGA
This is a messenger RNA of Meleagris gallopavo (turkey), 7717 nucleotides long. Lineage: Eukaryota; Metazoa; Chordata; Aves; Galliformes; Phasianidae. The record is from RefSeq and is a predicted model, not a curated record.